Messenger RNA from Poecilia latipinna (sailfin molly), 3344 nucleotides. RefSeq names its product mastermind like transcriptional coactivator 2 (gene maml2). Gene Ontology annotation, molecular function: transcription coactivator activity. The transcript has 4 exons. The record is from RefSeq and is a predicted model, not a curated record. Gene Ontology annotation, cellular component: nucleoplasm. NCBI's taxonomy places the organism in Eukaryota, Metazoa, Chordata, Actinopteri, Cyprinodontiformes, Poeciliidae. Bases 312 to 2582 code for a protein of 756 amino acids. Gene Ontology annotation, biological process: positive regulation of transcription of Notch receptor target.
AAUUAAUGAUUUCAGCCCUACUUAAAAUUGUAGGAACUUUCUUGUAGUUUUGAAUUUAUAACCUUUUUAUAUCUUGAUCUUAGUAACCACUCCGUGCGUAAUAUUACAUGCUACAAAACUGUAUUGGUAAAACAUGCCUAUCUUUAUUGUACCGGUAAACAAAGGUCUUCUGUUAAGAAAAGCCUCUUCCUGAAUUUCUUCUAAAAGCAAUGCCUCAACUGCAAAACUGAAUGGAAAAUGGAUUGGCUGUUUGAAUUACUAAUACAUUACUGUUUUGUGUGUUGUAGCUUCAAGGAUCUCUGCGAAGGAAAAUGGAAGGAAACACAACAGGACUGAAGCAGAACGGCCUCUCUUGUGGAUUCUCAGGAUCCGACUUUAAGCGUGUCCGUUUGGACGCAGGUGGCCUGGGUCACGGUUCCUGCAACCACAACUUAACCCACCCUCUGCAAGGGUCCUCAACCGCUGGCUUGCAGAGGAAGAACUACAUGAUGCCCCAUGGAAUAGGGUCAGACAUGUUCAACAUGACUCUGAAAGAAAUGAAAAAGGAGCCCCAAGAGAUUCAGUCUUGUGGCCACUCAAACUCUGAGAUGAUUUUCGACUUCAAAGAUGAGGGUAGCGGGCAAAUUGACCCGGAACUCCAGGAGCUGUUUGAUGAACUGACAAAGUCGGUGCCUCCUCUGAAUGAUCUUGAAUUUGAGAAGAUCCUAAAGCAGGACGAUACCUUUGGUUUGGACCUAGGUCGGCCAAAUUCAGCAGGAGCAGCAGCCACUCUGUGUUCCCCGGUGGACAAGGUGAUAAAGACGGAGCACUCGCAAGAUUUCGGACAGGGCCACAAUGGAUCACCGCAGCUUCGACCGGCCUCAGCGGGUCCUUCAUUCACACUGAACAGCACCGCUUCUACCAACACGUCGCAGAAAGGCAAUGCCCAGAGCGGACACAGCAGAGCCAUGCCCUGCUGGCCGGAAAUAUCCCACGCACAGCAGCUCAAGCAGAUGGCAGCAAACCAGCAGCAACCAGGUGCUCUUCUGCAUCACCAGCACCAGACCCAGCAUGUAGGAAUGACCGGCUGGCCUGCAACCAUGAGCCCUCAACCCACCACCAGCAGCUUCGCCAAAGCAAAAGUCUCUAACCAGGCCACACUCAACCAGCAGAAGAUGGGCUCCCAUAAUAAAGGCAUCAGCAACUGCCUGUUUAAGUCAAAUGGGCACAAUGGCUCCCAUCAGUUAGACAUGAAAGGUCUCAGUUCCAAGCCCACGUUGCACUUCAGCCCCAAAGUUUCUCAUUCCACCAGUCAGUCCAUGUCUAUCAUGACAAACUCGAUGACCAAGACGGAGCAGCAUCAGCAGUCGCCGUCACCGAGCCAGAACCAGGCACAUUCAGCUCUCCAUUUCCAGAACCAACAGAUCUCGACGUCGGGUGGCGUCUGUUUACAACCCAAGUCGGUUUCUGCUGGGCUGCCAUUCAGAAUGUCUCAGCAGCAACAGGCUGUUCCUGCUGGCCCCAGGAUGCCCACCAGUGGAAGCUUAGGAGUCCUGUCAGCCCAAUCACAGCCACAGCCGUCAGCGCCUAGCAACCAGCAGAAAGGCCCGGCCAGAGGCCCACCCAUGCAGAGACAGGUUAACCUGCAGCAUCCCAUCAGCAACACAGAUAAAGAUAACACACAUGACCAGUUCAGUCGACAUCUCACAAGACCACCUCCGGAUUACAAGCAGUCGAGAAGCUUGGUGGGGAUUCAGCAAGCAAAUAUCUUUCCAGGUCAGAACCCUGCACAGUCUCCCAACAAUGGUCCUGACAAUAACCUGCAGUCCAUAUCUUGCCAACUCUCAAGCGGGCCUACUUCAAAGAUGAGCCCUUUGCCAUCGGAUCGCAGAUUCGGUAUCAGGCCAGACUGCCAUCCAAGUUCCUGUAUCAGCCAGUUCCAGCAGCAAAACAGUCACGGUCGUAUAGGACUGAGUCAAAGUAAACCGAGAUUCCUGGCACCAGGCACACAGGGGAAAUCCUUUGGGAUGAACAAUGUAACAGGUGUGCAACAUCAGAGGGCAACAGCUGACUUGCAUUCCUCCAGGGUGCCAGUACAGAAUCUAGGAGGCUCGAUGACAAAUGUCAGUCUGGGCUGGGGGUCAGCCAACAAGCAAGUGGCAGCUGGACUUCGGCGUCUGCCCAACCCACUGCAGUUGCAGGGUGUGCAAGACCUGCCGAACCACCCAUACCAGCAGAGGCACGUCGGACCCCCCAACCAGGUAGCACCAGACGCCGGGAUGCCGACCCUGGGAGACGCAGGCCAAGCCAGACCGAGUCAGGCCAUGAUGGGCUGUCCAUCCCCUCUGGGAAACCUGAGCCAGGCCUCUCCUGAACAAAGGGUGCCGGCAGCCAGCUUUCCAGAUGCCAGUCCCGGUUCAAGCAGCUACCAGAACAACAGAUCCAACCGUCUGACCUUCGACUUCCUCCCGGAAGGGGACAACACAGUCCCUGGAAUCAAUGCGGACUCAGACUUCAUUGACUCCCUGCUUAAAUCGGGCUCUGGGAAUGACGACUGGAUGAAAGAUAUAAACCUGGACGAGAUUCUGGGAAGUCACUCAUAAGUUUAGAUUACAGGCUGCAGAAAAAUGCACCUGCAGCUCAAAUCUUAGAGUUUAUAUCUGUAAUGUAGAACGGUUACAAUUUGUAAGUAUUGUUCAAAAAAAUUUUAUAAAUCCAAAUUAAUUGUUAUUCAUGUAAACAGAUUUUCUUGGUUUUGUAUUUACUGUGAAAUAAAUGUAUGUUUGUGUUCGCAGUACAUAUUUGUCUCCGGUAUAUUCCCAAGAAACUGCUUCCCUGUUUUUGUUUUUGUGGACUGUAUUUCAUGCAUUAGUGCUGUUAUAACAUCAAAAAAAAAAAAAUAAUACACACUGUGAAAAGGAAGUUACUUCUCUAAGUUUCUUACCCCACAUUUAGCAUGUUCUAGUAUUUACCACACUGAAUUUUCCAAAACAAACGUUUCCUCUUAUUGUUCGGUCAUUUUCAUCUGUGGUAGUUUAAAAUGCUGUUUUAAAUAAUGUAACCCUUAUUUUUCUUAUGUGAUAUUUAAUACUCGGAAUAGUAAUUAGGGAAUAUAACACAUGUAAUUAAUAAAAAUUUAUUUGAAUAAAAUAGAAGUUUAUUUCUUUUUCUUUAACAAGACUUAACAUUAAGAUGGGUCUCACACACUACACCCUCACUGUAGUGUAGGUUGAUUUGUAGAAUAAAAAAAAAAUCACUUGGAUGGAACUGGUCUGACAAUGUGAAGUAGGCACAGAUCUCAGUCUAAUGAAAUUAAAGAACAAAUUAGAUAAACACAAUGAGUAACAUUAUCUACAAAUGGAGAA